AUGUUACGCUCUACACUUUUUAGAUCAAUUAGACCAUCAAUCGCCUACAGAAGCCCUAUUGUUGCCUCUAGAAACUAUGGUAUAAUCGACUCCGCCACCAAGGCAGUUUUUGGUGAAAAGGGGUUAAAGGAGAAGAAGGCUAAGGAAGGUGAAUUAAAAGAACAAGGUGAGGAACUUGCUGAUAAGGCUAAGCAGGCAGGACAACAAGUUGCCGAUAAAGCAAGUGAAGCAGUUGAUGGUGCUAAAGACGCUACACAGAAUGCCACAAAGGAAUUCUCAGAUAAGGCAGAAGGGAUAAGCGAAUACGCCAAAAGAUUAGCCGAUGAAGUUGCAGGCAACGAUCCAGCUGUUGAAGGAGCAUCAAUUGAGGAGUUUGAACGUGUUGAGGAGAAGGAUGGAAAAUUGAAAAGAAGCAAGAGAACAGUGAUUGAGGAAGAAGAGGAGGAGGAAGCAAGGGAACGAGUUCAUGAAAACGUGCAAGGUCAAGGAUACACUAGUUUGCAAGAGAAAGGUAGAGAAGCGCCAGUGCAACAAAACAGACCCGACGAUGGUGUUUACUAG
This is a messenger RNA of Lodderomyces elongisporus, 561 nucleotides long. RefSeq lists its product as uncharacterized. The transcript has a single exon. NCBI's taxonomy places the organism in Eukaryota, Fungi, Ascomycota, Pichiomycetes, Serinales, Debaryomycetaceae. Bases 1 to 561 code for a protein of 186 amino acids. The record is from RefSeq and is a predicted model, not a curated record.